CUGCUCCUCGAUAAAAUAACUCAGCUUUCGAACUGUUGGGCUCCCAUCUCAAGAUCAGAUCAUCCCUCACUUCUUCACUCUCUAGACCUUACUUUUUCGCCAUCUAGAUCUCACUUCUUUCCUCUUAUUGAACAUAAGAUCUGUUGUUAGUUACUCACUUCGGUCUUACUGCUCCUUUCAUACUCACUUCACUCGCGAUGUCUUCGUCGCGACGCACUCAAGACGCCAGUGAUGAGUCUAACGUCUCUCAGCUGUCUGACACUCUACGCGCUCUCAUAGUGCUUACGAACGAACUCUCUGCCCAACUAGACUCUCAGAAAAACCAGGAAGUGCAACAGCAGCUACAGUUGUCAGACGAUUCUUCUCCUGAAACAAUUCUUACGAGAGUGCUUUCUCCUCAGUCCAUAACUAGCACCGCGUCAUCUUUCGCCGCCUUUCAUCAAAGCCAUCAGCACGUUGCUGUGACUUAUCGAGUUAUUGGAUUCGGCCAGUGCGGUCUUGUCUUUGAGAGGCCAGGAAGAGGAUUUGUGGUCAAAGUCGCGAAGCCAGCUUACGAAGAAGCUCUGUGGGCGGAUUUCACAGCUCAUCACCAAGUGCGCCAAGCGUUCGAGCAGUAUCAGCAGCAGCAUAAUCAGGAUAUGGAAUGCCAUGUCCCUAAGGUUUUUUCUUACGUACCUAAAACGAACCAGACCUGGUGGGAAUUGAAUUCCCCAUUCUUCGCAGAGGUCCACGAAUCCGUGCCGCUGCCUGCAAUGGCUCUCAUAACAGAGCGUAUUUUCCCUCUCCCCAAGAUCGCCCGUCAAGCUCUGAUCAACAAGUACUGCCCGCCUGAACUCCGACCUACAGUGAGCGCUGAUCCCACGAACCGAGACUGUCUGGCUCGCAUUUAUCUGGGGCGUCGCCGGCUGGCAGGAGGCCUACCUGCUCCCAACUUCACUCUACGCAACUACAACCUCUGCCUAGACCAGAUGCUCGAGCUUAAUCUACCUGUCAAGUCACUCGCGUCUGCGAUGGGUGAAGCCUUAGCUCUCAUCCACUGGUGUGCAAAUGUGGAUGGCUAUGACAUCGAGUUCGUGCUGGGUGGUGAAGGAGACGUCGUCUAUACUCGUGACAUGUCAAGUAUCCUGACCCUGACAAGGAGCCAGUUGCUUGCUAUGCAGCCGCAUACAGACCUUGAGAGCAUGAUGUCAGUGAAUUUUAAGCGACGUACUACGCGGCUUUGGGUGCUCGAUUUCAACCUAUGCAGCCUGUGGCAGGAGAGCGCUGGUUGGGAAAAUCCAGACGCAUUGGUGGCGCACUUAGUGACAGCGUUUUUUGAAAACGACCCUUACUAUCCUCUUCCAUUAAUGGAAUUGGAUAUCGAUCGAGAGCUGUGGACAGUCUUUAGCAAUGCCUACCUGGACACUGCGGCACAAACACUUUCGGCGCCUGGAAAGGACAUGAGGUUAGCGGACUUGCCACAGAAGUUUAUUGAUGCUUGUAUAUUACGCGAAAGAGAAGCUUUGGCCAAGAACCUCGGUCAUGGACAUCGAGAGUUGAAGGGGUAAUUAGUCUUAGGGAACCAUAGCAUUAUCACACUUCGUUACCACUGUCGUAUCAUAGCUAUAUUGAACUAUUUAAGUAGCUAGUUACUGGCUAAAACCUAGGAUCCAAAGUGCGUUCGACCC
Paecilomyces variotii is the source of this 1667-nucleotide messenger RNA. Its product is annotated as zinc finger protein-domain-containing protein. Lineage: Eukaryota; Fungi; Ascomycota; Eurotiomycetes; Eurotiales; Thermoascaceae. The record is from RefSeq and is a predicted model, not a curated record. The coding region runs from base 198 to 1547 and encodes 449 amino acids. The transcript has a single exon.